AUGCCCCAUACAGCAAAUUCCCACCCGACGAGGUGCAGCUACUGCCUCCGGUAUGGCCCCUCGCACGAUGGGGCAUUGAUAUUGUUGGACCAUUGCCUACAGGGAAACUACAAGUAUGCCGCUGUGGCGGUAGAGUACUUCUCCAAAUGGGUCGAGGCCAAAGCACUCAGGGACGUCACAAUUGGAGCCCUACAGAAAUUCUUUUGGCAGAACAUUGUCUGCCACUUCGGGGUCCUGAAGGAGGUUACAGUGGACAACGGCAAGCAGUUUGACUGCGCAACUUUUAGGGAGUUCACCACUCAACUUGGCACCAACUUAUGCUUCGCGUCGGUCUACCACCCGCAGUCCAACGGCGCAGUUGAAAGGGCCAACGGCAUCAUCUUCUCAGGCAUCAAUAAAAACAUCACCGAGCUGCCGAAGGGGAAAUGGGCGGAUGAGCUGCCGAGGGUUAUAUGGUCUCAUAGCACAACCGAGUCCAGGACCAUGAAGUUCCCCCCUUCAAGCUACUGUAUGGCGAGGAAGCCGUAA
Messenger RNA from Panicum virgatum (switchgrass), 528 nucleotides. RefSeq lists its product as uncharacterized. The transcript has a single exon. The coding region runs from base 1 to 528 and encodes 175 amino acids. Gene Ontology annotation, molecular function: nucleic acid binding. Lineage: Eukaryota; Viridiplantae; Streptophyta; Magnoliopsida; Poales; Poaceae. Gene Ontology annotation, biological process: DNA integration. The record is from RefSeq and is a predicted model, not a curated record.